CAGGACAAUGACUAGACCCCGUUAUGUGACGUCGUUCAAAGAGGUCCAGGAGACGGAGUAUGGUUGCUGCCCUGGCUUUUACGGCAGCAACUGUGACACAACAUGUUUCAACUGCACACAAAUCCAGCAUUUAGAGUCGAGGGUUCGAACUGGAGGCCAAGCUGCUGCGAUCUCCCACCGCGUCCAACCCGCCCUUUGACGACGACCCGGUCAUCGAGAUGGGGCCUCCGGACACCUCGCACGUGAACGGCCACCCUCUCAAUGACAGACGGGGGAAGGGACGCAACAGAGGCGGCAGCAGAAGGCGAAACAAUAAGAGGAAGAACAAGGGAAGGCGGCGAGAUGAGGACCCGCGGGGGGACAUUGAUAUCGAAGAAGAGGGCGGCAGCGAUGCCUACGAUGAAGCAAACAAUAGCGUGGCGCCUCCCCGGCCAACUCUCACCAGUGUCCCCGUGGGAAGCGGACAGUGUACCUGCCCCCCUGGACCCCCUGGCCCCCCUGGCCCACCCGGCACCCCCGGAAGAGAUGGCCAAAGGGGACAGGACGGCAGAGAUGGGGCCGUUGGUCCAAGGGGGCCUGCGGGUCCUCCAGGGGUUACCUAUGCCAGUGGCGGCAGCGGUGGCGGCGGCAGCGGCGGCUCGAGCAACUUCGUGCCAGGUCCUCCAGGGCCUCCAGGUCCUCCGGGUCCUCCUGGUCGUCAAGGAAUCCCGGGCCAAGACGGAAGGGUCGGGGUGCCAGGUCUCAUCGGGUCUCCGGGGCUUAACGGGAAGGAUGGUCUGCCAGGUCCGCCAGGUCCACUGGGACCUCCAGGACCUUCAGGAGUCGGGCUGCCGGGGCAAAAGGGAGAUAGAGGGCUUGAUGGCCUCCCAGGGGAGCCAGGAGCCGCCGGACCGCCGGGAUCUCCAGGCCUCAUUGGCCCCCCCGGCAGGAAGGGAGAUCCUGGCCUCAACGGCAUCGCAGGGACCCCGGGAGAGAGAGGUCCCAAGGGAGAGAUCGGACCCGUCGGUGCCCCUGGCCCUCGAGGACAAGUGGGCAUCCCGGGCCCCAAGGGAGAGCCGGGGCUGCAAGGACCUCCGGGCCCGGUUGGACUCCCGGGCCCCGCCUUGCCCAUACCGGGAGGACUGGGACGACCCGACGUCGACUACUCUGCCUUGGGGGAGGAGGCCUUCGAGGGCAGCGGCUACGAACUCAACUUUGACGACGACGAGUACCCGCUGGGCAUCCCCGGAAUCCCCCGGGGCUUCCCCGGGCCGCCCGGACCCAAGGGCGAGAAGGGCCAGUGGCAGGCCUCAGACUACCUAAGGCUCAUACAGCCCAUACUACCACCCAAGGGGGCAUGGACCUAAGGGCAAGGACCUAAGGGCAAGGGGCGGGAGCAGCGGAGGAGAGGGACCAGACACUUCCAAACCACCACAGUCCACACAGACUCACAUCUCAUGUCUGGCAGAUGCCUUUCUCCUAUAAUAGAACAAACAUGUUCAAAACUGCCCUCAGUACUUCCAAAAAUUGUGGAGUCAGGACAUCCACCAAUAGCUGCCUACUGAUGCUUGUUGUUGACACUGACAUUAGUCAUUAACACCUGUUCAAAAGUUCCUUGUAUUUCAAUGCUCAAGUAGUGUCACAUUAGAUGUGUCAGUCAGACACAAUUAUUUACAUUGUUUUGGCUAAGGUACUUAUGGAAAUGUUAGGCUUAGUUCAUUUUCUGAUAUUCCUUCUUAAGAAGACAAAAAAGAGUGCCAUCAAAUAUCUUGUUUGGAUGGUAAUAUGAUCUCAACUAAUGAACAGAUUAUGUAAUCUGAAUGAGAAAAUUACAUGUUUAAUGACUGUUUUUGUUAUUUUCUAGUUUUUGUGUGUUUACUGUGUUUAGUCUUGAACUGCUGCAGUACUUGAUUUUUUUUGACUGACUCAUUAACAGAAUGUUAGACAGCUUUAGUUUUGUCAGACACUAAACCUGACAUGGCUUUAACAUGAUCAUGUUCAUUUCCUGAGUUGUCACUCUUGUCUUUCAUACCUCAGUCAUUUGUGUGCUAACCUAUCAAUAAAUACUGAAUGUGCUGAA
Molecule: messenger RNA, 2059 nt
Organism: Penaeus monodon (black tiger shrimp)
Lineage: Eukaryota; Metazoa; Arthropoda; Malacostraca; Decapoda; Penaeidae
Product: collagen alpha-1(VIII) chain-like
Source: RefSeq, a predicted model, not a curated record